Molecule: messenger RNA, 2513 nt
Organism: Rosa chinensis
Lineage: Eukaryota; Viridiplantae; Streptophyta; Magnoliopsida; Rosales; Rosaceae
Product: serine/threonine-protein kinase Nek2
Exons: 15
Coding region: 519-2294 (591 amino acids)
Biological process (GO): protein phosphorylation
Molecular function (GO): ATP binding; protein kinase activity
Source: RefSeq, a predicted model, not a curated record
AAAUUUGAAAACAAAACCAGAAAAAGGGAAAGAGGGGCAGAGCCUUGUUUUGGCUCUUUCCUCUCACCCGUGCAGUGGGCCCCUUUCUCGAUUUCAUGUCAGUCUCCCUCGAGAAUCUUUCCACUCUAUUAUUCUACUCAACUCCCUCUCUCUCUGUACUUCUACCCUCUGCAAAUUUUUGAACUUGAAUUCUCCCAUUCCUGUUUUAGCUUUGGCUUUGCUUUCUUUCUAAUUCUAUUGGCGCUCAAUCUCUCUCUUUCUCUCUAUGUGUCUAUAUGAGCAGCAAUAAAGUAAUUAGGAGAAUUAGGUGAGGGGCUCUUGUCUAAUCUCAACUCCUAAUUUUUUUUUGUCCCUGUGUGUGAAAUAUCCACUUCACUUUCCUACCUCUCACUCCCUUUCAACUUUCCUUAAGCUGGGAGAUUCACUUGCUCCUAAAAAAAUCUCUUCUUUUUCUUGGAGCUCUAUGCUGCUCUUGAAUCUUGGCGUUUUCGAAACAGUGAAGAAAGAGGGUGGUUAAGAUGGACCAGUAUGAAAUUCUGGAGCAGAUUGGGAAAGGUUCUUUUGGUUCUGCUCUUCUCGUGCGGCAUAAGCACGAAAAGAAGAAGUAUGUGCUGAAGAAGAUCCGUCUUGCUCGUCAAACUGAUAGAACCCGCAGAUCUGCUCACCAGGAGAUGGAGCUUAUUUCCACAGUGCAGAAUCCUUUUAUUGUGGAGUACAAAGAUUCCUGGGUUGAAAGGGGUUGCUUUGUCUGCAUUGUGAUAGGCUACUGUGAAGGAGGAGACAUGGCAGAAGCUAUAAAAAGGGCCAAUAACGUUUAUUUUACUGAAGAGAAAAUUUGUAAAUGGUUAGUUCAACUCUUAAUGGCGCUUGAUUAUUUGCAUGCCAACCAUAUUCUUCAUCGUGAUGUCAAGUGUUCAAACAUAUUUUUGACAAAGGAUCAAGACAUACGUCUAGGUGAUUUUGGUCUUGCUAAAAUGUUGACUUCUGAUGAUCUAGCUUCCUCUGUUGUGGGAACUCCGAGUUAUAUGUGCCCUGAGCUUCUUGCCGACAUACCAUAUGGUUCUAAGUCGGAUAUUUGGUCUCUAGGGUGCUGUAUAUAUGAAAUGGCCGCUCACAAGCCAGCAUUUAAAGCCUUUGAUAUACAAUCUCUGAUCAACAAAAUCAACAAGUCAAUAGUGGCUCCACUUCCAACAGUUUACUGCGGUGCAUUUCGAGGUCUUGUUAAAAGCAUGCUGCGCAAAAAUCCAGAACUUAGACCAAGUGCUGCAGAGUUGCUUGGCCAUCCCCUGCUUCAACCGUAUGUUAUUAAGAUCCAUCUAAAAUUAAAUAGUCCUCGAAGAAAUACGCUCUCAGGUGACUGGUUUCACUCCAGCUACGAAAAGAAAACAAGAUUCACAGAGCCUGAAGCUAUCCCCAUUAACUAUAUCAGAGAGAAAAGGCGGUCAUACAGCAAUGACAGGAACUUAAAUCCAAGUAUUUCUGGAACUGAACAAGACUCUCUGGGUUCUAGCGUGAGAGAUUAUGACAUCAUAAAGUCAGUGGCGACAAAGUUGACUGUUGCCAAUACUCCAAGAUUGACACCAGCAAAAGUUUCUGCUACCCCCAGGAGACAAAUAACACGAUCAAAAAUUUCUCACAUCAGCUCAAAACGUGAUUCACUUCCAGUGUCGCAUUCUCCGGCAAGGAAAUCUUCCCUGUCAACACGAAGACAAUCUCUUCCAUUGUCAACAAGAGCUACUCCUUUCCAAACCCCAUAUAGAGCCAUUGCUGGUCGACUGGGGAGUGUGGAGUCACCUGACGUUUCUGUCAAUGCCCCUCGAAUGGACAAGAUGGCUGAAUUCCCCCUAGCCUCUUCUGAAGAUCCAUUCAUUCGCAUGCGUGGAACUUCAUCCACAUCAGCACAAUGCUCUUCUACGACCCCAGACAGCAUCAACCGCUCUAUCACAAAGGACAAGUGCAUGGUCCAGGUUGUUCACAGAACCUUCUCCAAGUCCAAUGUGAUCGAUGGCAACCAUGAAGCUGCUCGAAAUGGCAGCGAGUGCUCUGAGCAGAAUCCUGCAACUGCUGUUUCAAGCCAUUCUUCUUCUGAAUCACGUCAGAAUCGGUUCGACACCUCAUCGUUCCAGCAACGUGCAGAAGCAUUGGAAGGGUUGCUCGAGUUCAGUGCACGCCUUCUACAACAAGAAAGGUUUGAUGAGCUUGGUGUGCUUCUGAAGCCCUUUGGACCCGAGAAGGUUUCGCCCAGGGAAACUGCCAUUUGGUUGACCAAGAGCUUCAAGGAGACGACGGCCUAGUUCGUUUUCCGUUCACUCUGAUCUUCUUGUUGUAACUUGUAUAUUACCGGCUUCCUUAAUGUCAUGGAAGUCAGAAAGUGAGUAGCGGUUAAGAACCUUCAUGCUGAAGGUGACAUGGAGAGUGUUAAAGUGUGGUAAAAAAAAAAGAGUGGAUUUUUAGACCGACAACCAAAGACAAUUUCCAAUGGAUUUGAAUGUAAUAUUGUUGGUUUCUUGUUU